UCAAUAAGCAAGUCCAAGUGAUUUCGUUGACCGCCCACGCUGAACCAACGAGUAUAAACAUUACGAAAUGUGAUCACGCGGGUGUUCCACUUAUAGUUGGUGGUAAACCCGCCGACGAUGGAGAGUUUCCACACAUGGCUGCGAUUGGAUUUAGAAACGUUGAAGGUGAGAUCCAUUGGAAUUGCGGAGGUACCCUGAUUAGUGACAAAUUCGUAUUGUCUGCAGCACAUUGUGCUAGUUCACGAGAUGGACCACCAGUAAAAAUCCGACUUGGUGUUACCGAUAUCACUAAAAACUUCGACUCCAGACAAGAUUUCGACAUCCAGAGGAUUAUAAAACAUCCUCAAUAUACACAUACACAAAAAUACUACGAUAUCGUACUGUUUAAGCUGGAUAGACCAGUAAGGUAUACCACGAGUGUAAGACCAGCGUGUUUAUGGGCCGAGAGGGACAUUACCUCAACAACGGCAAUUGCAACAGGUUGGGGACGUAUUGAAUUCGGUGGGAAUGCAAGUGAUAAACUACUGAAGGUAACCCUCAAGAUCUUCUCGAAUCAACGUUGUCAGAACACAUAUCGCAUGGGAACGAAAGGAUUACCACGUGGAAUCAUUGAUUCCAUGGUAUGCGCGGGUGAUUUGCAGGGAGGAAAGGAUACCUGCAGUGGUGACUCUGGAGGACCUCUUUUGAUUACAAAGAACAACAAUCAAUGCGUUUUCUAUCUUGUAGGUAUAACCUCAUUUGGUAGACAUUGCGCUGCACCCAACACUCCCGCUAUUUACACAAGGGUGUCUUCUUUUAUCGACUGGAUAUCCAACACAAUUUGUUGCGGUCCCAUUACAUACAUCAGAAUAAUAAAAUCAGUGUUUCAAACAACGUUGCGGGAAAAACAUCGCGUUCCGCUUAAAAAAGUAUUUAAUUACCACCACAAACAUUCAAAUAUCGUGACAAUGUGUAAACUAUCAACCACUUUGUUUAUAUUUCUAUUGGUAUUAAUUCUGAAUGAAAUAAGGGCUCAAGAAAAUACUAAGAGUCUGCGAAAUAAACAAUUGGCGGCAUCAAAAUGCAAGGAAUACACAGCUCCGCUAAAUAAAAACUUUGAAUUAUUGCCAUUGGUCGCUGGUGGGAAACCCCAGAUACUAAAACUGCCUGUUUGUGACCAAGGCGGUGAACAACUCAUUGUUGGUGGUCAACCUGCACGCGAUGGAGAAUUUCCACACAUGGCCGCCAUCGGGUAUAAUAAUACCGAAGGAGGGUACAGCUGGUUAUGUGGUGGGUCUUUGAUAAGUGAACGUUAUGUCCUCACCGCGGCGCAUUGUUUAUAUCACCGUUCAUUCGGUACUGCUUUGAAAGUGCGACUGGGUUCAAUCUACCUGGAAGGAAACAGCCGACACCUUCAAGAAUUCGAUAUUGUAGAAGUAAUCAGGCAUCCAGGUUAUAAACACCUCAGGAAAUAUCAUGAUAUAGGUCUGUUUAAACUUGAUAGAAACGUACGCAUCAGCAAGGACGUACGUCCUGCGUGUUUAUACACUGAUGACACGAAUGACUCAUCAAAUGUUAUCGCUGCAGGGUGGGGCACCAUGGAAGCAAUGGGACCCACCAGUGAUAAACUGUUGAAGGUAGGACUUCAUAUCUACUCCAAUGAGGUAUGUGACUUCCGAUUCAGAAACACUUUGAAAGAUGGAGUUAGGAAGGAAAUGUUAUGCGCUGGUUAUCAACCGGGUGGACGCGAUACUUGCCAAGGUGAUUCAGGUGGUCCUCUCAUGGUGUCCCAACAGUAUAACCAAUGCAUCUACUACGUCAUUGGAGUAACAUCCAUUGGUAUCGGAUGUGGUGGGCAGAGCAGUAUUUAUACGAGGGUGUCAUCUUAUACAGAUUGGAUUGUGGAGAACAUCUGGUAAUCUACCCGAUGUGCAUUUAUUCAAUUCGCUUCAAUUUAACUCUCUUCAAAUAUAAGUUCCUGAAUAUAUCGAAUAUAUAAGAGUAUGUAUCACUA
This is a messenger RNA of Dalotia coriaria, 1993 nucleotides long. RefSeq names its product transmembrane protease serine 9-like. The record is from RefSeq and is a predicted model, not a curated record. Gene Ontology annotation, biological process: proteolysis. The transcript has 12 exons. Gene Ontology annotation, molecular function: serine-type endopeptidase activity. The coding region runs from base 135 to 1898 and encodes 587 amino acids. NCBI's taxonomy places the organism in Eukaryota, Metazoa, Arthropoda, Insecta, Coleoptera, Staphylinidae.